CGCCUCGCACCAGUACAAAAGGUGGAACAAAUGUAUUCUAAAUGUAAUUAAUAUUCAUAAGUAUUAAUCAGCAGUUGAAUGGUGCAGAUUUAGCGCCCUUUUAACCAAUCAGUUGCACAUUCUGCGCUUAGGUCAUGGAAUUAAUUAAUAUUCAUGAGGCGAGCCUUCUCCCUCCUCAAUGUCAAAACUGAACUGGCUUUUCUGAAGCGCGUCGCUCAGGAGUCUCGGCGUAUACAGUUUAUUUUGGUGCUUUUUUUUUUUAGAGCUUUCAAAUGGAUUUGCCCCCCAAUUUAUUCCAGGAAAAAUAUGCUUCUUUAUUCAUGAAAUCUGUUGCAGAGCCGUAUUGCGACGGUCUAACUGGAUGUCGUUGAAAAUGUAGAUAACAAUCUCACGAGAGUAAAAGUGUUCAGUGAAAGUGGAAAUGCAUGAGGCCUUGGUUCUGCUCAUCCUGAUAGAGGAGGGUUUCGCACUGGCACAGAAAACUCAAGCUUUGCCUCAGAAUGUGGCUACUGAGGAUAAGAAACCGGCUCACUGCGGAACUUUGAUCCAGACGGCAAAUGGAGGAUCAUUCAGUUCUCCAAACUACCCCAACACUUACCCACCAAACAAGGAGUGUGUGUACAUCCUGGAGGCCCAUCCACGGAAGAGAAUCCAGCUCGUCUUCAAUGACAUCUACUACAUUGAGCCGUCCUUUGAGUGCCGCUUUGACAAUAUUGAAAUCCGUGAUGGGCCGUUUGUUUUCUCUCCGUUGAUUAAUCGGUACUGCGGGGCAAAGAGUCCAGGAGUUGUCACCUCCUCCGGACGCUUCAUGUGGAUCAGGUUUACCAGCGAUGAGGAGCUGGAGGGACUGGGCUUCAGGGUGGAGUAUUCAUAUACUGCAGAUCCUGAUUUUCAUCUCCAUAUUGGGGGACUCUUAAAUCCCAUUCCAGACUGUCAGUUUGAAAUGUCUGGAUCAGAUGGUAUAAUCAGAUCUAGUCAAGUUGAGGAGGAAAACAAGGUGAAAUCAGGGGAAGCAGUGGACUGUAUUUGGACCAUACGAGCUCCACCGAUGUCUAAGAUCUAUCUCCGCUUUCUGGACUAUCAGUUAGAGAACUCAAAUGAGUGUAAGAAGAACUUUGUUGCAAUCUAUGAAGGCAGUAAUGCCAUUGAAGAUCUAAAGGCCAAGUUCUGCAGCACCGUUGCCAACGACAUCACGCUUGACAACGCUGUGGGUGUGGUCAGAAUGUGGGCCGACGAGACCAGCAGACUGAGCCGUUUCCGAAUGCUCUUCACGGUCUUUGCUGAACCUCCAUGUUUGGCCAACACAUUCUUCUGUCACAGCAACAUGUGCAUCAACAACACUCUGGUUUGUAAUGGUGUUCAGAACUGUAUGUUUCCCUGGGAUGAGAACAACUGCAAAGAAAAGAAGUCUAAAAGUUUCUUCCAACACAUGAGUAAAACUCAUAGCACUGUGAUUGGAGUGGCGUCUGGUGUGGUCUUGCUUCUUCUCAUCAUAUCUGUAUUUAUACAGAUGAAGCAGCCGAGAAAAAAGGUUUUGAGCCGUAAGGGUUUGUUCAGCGCUGCAGAGAUGCAGGAGGUGCUGGAGCCUCCUCAGUAUGAGCUCUUCUCCAUGCGGGAAGCGGAGCUGCCGGAGGAUCUGUCGGAGGAGCUGGAGAGUCUGCAGAAACUCCGCCGCUCCUCCAGCAUGUCCCGCUGCGUCCACGAGCAUCACUGUGGCGCUCCGAGCAGCGCCGCCUCCAUCGUCAUGGCAAGCAGAGCGCAUCAUCUCUCGCACGGCUCUGAUGACAUGAGUACGGUUGUUGGGGCCAGAGGCUGGGGCAGCUUCCACGGACGCAGGAGCAGCUCCCGCUCGCACCAUUUCACGCACGACCCGCGCGCUCACGCUUACAGCGCCCAGAGUCUGAGAGAGGCACUGGAAGAUGAGGAGCUGGGGCUGGAGGAACGGGUCAUGGAGGAGAUCGGCUACAAUGAUUUCAUCAACCGUGGACGCAACGUCGUGAUGGUACGUAAUCAUGCCAACCCUGUCCAACAGCGCUCCCUCUCUAUGGACUUCUGAGUGGAGCGGAAGUCAGCUGACACUUUAUUUGUCAUGUAAAAAUUCAAUUAUAUAAUGCAUAGCUGUAAAUGUUUGCUCACACCUUCUUUUAUUAUUUUACUAUCUUAUUUCAACGUUUUUCUCGUCGUUGAAACCUCCCUUGCCCUUCCUAUACUUGAUUUCAAGCCAAGUCCAGUAUUUUUUUUUUUUAUUGGUGUUAUUCUCAUUCCUCAAAACCAGAUUAUGUAGGUCAGGGCUGAAAUUAAGUUUUUAUCACACCUGCCAAUGAUGGUUAAAUAUCUCUUACUGGCCAUAAAAUGACAUUUUGGAUUAUUUUUUGGCUCCUGAUUCCUUAGUCAUCAAUCCACAUUUUUGCAUCUAUUCAUGACCAGCAGCUCAUGUCUUUCUGUCACCAUGAGCCGGUUUUCAACUAGAAGAUUUUGUUACUGAUAAAUUCAUUUUGAUAGUUUAAUGCAAAGACUUACACUACCAUUCAAAGGUUUGGGGUACAGUAAAAACAGUAAUAUUCUGAAAUAUUAUUACAAUUAAAAGGACAGUUUUCUAUUUGAAUAUAUUUCAAAAUAUUAUUUAUUCCUGUG
Cyprinus carpio (common carp) is the source of this 2634-nucleotide messenger RNA. Its product is annotated as neuropilin (NRP) and tolloid (TLL)-like 2b. Gene Ontology annotation, molecular function: protein binding. The record is from RefSeq and is a predicted model, not a curated record. Lineage: Eukaryota; Metazoa; Chordata; Actinopteri; Cypriniformes; Cyprinidae.